Molecule: messenger RNA, 156 nt
Organism: Sclerotinia sclerotiorum 1980 UF-70
Lineage: Eukaryota; Fungi; Ascomycota; Leotiomycetes; Helotiales; Sclerotiniaceae
Exons: 3
Coding region: 1-156 (51 amino acids)
Source: RefSeq, a predicted model, not a curated record
AUGUACGAAGGAGGGGGGAGGAAAGAGGAAGAUGUGAAUUAUGGAUUAUGGAUUAUGGAUUAUGGAUUAUGGAUUAUGGAUUAUGGAUUAUGGAUUUUGUUGUGUGGUGAGAAGGUGAAGGGAGGUGCUGAGAAUGAUCUCAUUUUUCGUGUAUAG